Trichoplax adhaerens is the source of this 465-nucleotide messenger RNA. RefSeq lists its product as uncharacterized. The record is from RefSeq and is a predicted model, not a curated record. The coding region runs from base 1 to 465 and encodes 154 amino acids. NCBI's taxonomy places the organism in Eukaryota, Metazoa, Placozoa, Uniplacotomia, Trichoplacea, Trichoplacidae. The transcript is spliced from 3 exons.
AUGGGAUCUGCAUUAUCUAAACUUCUUGCUGUAUCUGAGCGUUAUCCAGAGUUAAAGGCAACUCAAAAUUUUUUAACACUGCAAUCUCAAAUAGAAGUUGAUCAAGCAAAUGUUAUAUCUCCAGCUAUAAAAGAUCAGAUAACAGAAAUUCUUACAAAUAUAGAGAAUACUACUACAGAUCAAAUAGUAAUAUUAAUGUUACCAACUCUUGAUGGUCAUUCUAUAGAAGAUUACGGUUAUAAAUUAGCUAGGCACUGGGGUAUUGGUCAAAAAGAUAAAGAUAAUGGAGCUAUAAUUAUUGUAGAUGUGAAUGAAAGAUCUAUACGAAUAGAAGUUGGUUAUGGCCUUGAAGAUUCUUGCUGUGUAUUUAUUGAGGUUUUUGAAAUAAUAGGCAUCUUUCCAAAACUCGACUUUAUUUCUACUUGCACUUUUGUGGGGUCUCUAGACUUGCGCAUGAUAGGUUGA